This is a messenger RNA of Xenopus laevis (African clawed frog), 1206 nucleotides long. It is a transcript of the gene aagab.L, whose product is annotated as alpha and gamma adaptin binding protein L homeolog. Bases 41 to 1021 code for a protein of 326 amino acids. The transcript has 10 exons. Lineage: Eukaryota; Metazoa; Chordata; Amphibia; Anura; Pipidae. The record is from RefSeq and is a predicted model, not a curated record.
GGAAGUGAAACAAUGGCCUGGUGGAAGUCGGAAGGUAGCCAUGGGGAAGUGGGGCAAAGAGAAGGGCGGAAGCUGUAGGAGAGCAGAGAUGGCCACCCUUCCCUGUGUGCUGCUGACGAGCUGCGCUCCUGGAAUCAGCGAAGAAGAGCUGGUCGCACAAAUUAUUGGCAAAGAGGAGUUUCCUGGCAGCACACAAGGAGACAAGGCGGUGAAGCAGUACCCAUGGAGGAUAGAUAACAAGUACUACUGUGCUGAUGUGAAUAUCUGUGUGGUGCCCAGCACAACCCAUGUCACUGCACAAAUAGCUGAGACAGUCCAGGCCUUCAUUGUCUACUUUGACAGCAAAACGAAACUGGGUCUGGAGAAGGUGUCUGCGUGGCUCCCACUGUUGGAAGACUGGGUGCUGGAUGUGAUGAUCCUGGUGUGCGACCGCGUAUCAGACGAUGGAGUGAACCGCCAGACAGCACAGGAGUGGUGCAUCAAGCACGGAUUUGAGUUGGUGGAACUGAACCCCGAGGACCUGCCAGAUGAAGACGAUGAUUUCCCAGAAUCCACUGGUGUUGCUCGCAUUGUCCAGGCCUUGAAUGCCAAUGUGUGGUCUAAUGUGGAAAUGAAGAGUGAACAAGCCUUCGGGAUCUUCAGCUCAUUGGCUGCAGUGAAUCACACCCCUGAGACCAGCGACGAUCUGCAGGGAGAUCAGGCUCCUGCGCCCAGUGAAGGGACUGUAGAUCAGUGCAGAGGAGAGGACUCUGGAAACCCCCGGGAAUCACAAGCUGAUACCAUAGUAGAUCCAAUGCUGGACCUGGACAUUCGAGAGCUCGCCAGUCUCACCUCGGGGGAGGGAGACAUAGAAAACUUCAGCCGGCUUUUUACCAAACUGCAGGAGAUGAAAGAUAAAGCUGCCACUUUACCUCAUGAACAGAGAAAACUGCAUGCAGAAAAGGUUGCCAAAGCUUUCUGGAUGGCGAUUGGAGGAGACCAGGAUGAGAUUGAAGGUCUUUCUUCUGGUGACGAGAGCUGAGAGCCAAUAAGAGUGGAGCAUGAAGACCACUGUCCUGGUUUAGUCAGGCUUCCAUCCUCCGUUCUACCUGCAGUGCUGGCCGGACUCCAUAAUGUUUCCACUUAGUAGUUACUUGUCAGUGAUUGUUUGCUUGUAUAUUUAUUAGAGGAUGACAGAUCUAAAUAAAAUAUUUUAUAUUCAUUAAA